CAGAGAGAGGAGAAGAGAGGAGACCACACCACACCACACUGAAAUGGAGCACACUCUAAUGGUCAAGCCAGAGACGCUGGAUGAUCUGAUUAAAAUUCUCCACCAAAUUUUCGAAAGUGACAAUGUCAAUGUUGAGGAGGUGCAGAGUAUUAUGGAGGCAUACGAAAGUAAACCACAAGAAUGGAAGAAAUUUGCAAAAUUUGACCAAUACAGGUAUACCAGAAAUCUCGUCAAUGAGGGCAACGGCAAGUUUAACCUUAUGAUUCUGUGCUGGGGUGAAGGCCAUGGCAGUAGUAUCCAUGACCAUACAGACUCGCACUGCUUCCUGAAGCUUCUGCAGGGCCAGCUGAAAGAGACUCUGUUUGAAUGGCCUGAUGGUAAAGCACAUGAUGAAAUGAUCCAAAAAUCUCAGCAUAUAUUGCGGGAAAACCAGUGUGCUUACAUUAAUGAUUCCAUCGGCCUGCACCGGGUAGAGAACGUCAGUCACACAGAAUGUGCAGUCAGCUUGCACUUGUAUAGCCCUCCUUUCCAGCAUUGCCAGACAUUUGACCAGCGAACGGGACAUAAGAACACUGUCAAAAUGACAUUCUGGAGUAAAUUUGGCAAGAAGACGCCACUUGAAACUACAAUCUCCCAAGAAAAUAACUGAGAAUGGGGAAGACAGAACUUUACAUUCAUAAAUGUAUAUAUCAGGCAUGAUUAAAAAAGCAAAGGUGACAUCACUUUUUUUCGUAAUGCAAAGUAAUGAUUUGAACUUUUAAGUACAUUUGCAAAGGACGUGUGGAAUAGGGACUCAGUAAUUCAAGAGGAUUUGUCAUGGCCCAGUGUAAGCUUGGCAAAUGCUUAGAACACAUAAUAAGGGGCCUGAAUAACAGAAUGUGGCUGGACUGCCUCACCAGUCUGUUCUUUGUUCACUAGUUUUGAGAAAAGUCUUAACAGCAUUCCUAAGCGUCUGUGACCUGUGUAAUGAUACUUUUGUACUCUUAUUAGGCCUGAACAUGUAAUUUUUGAAGAUGGUAUUUUAAUUUUUUUUUGCAUUGUGGUCCCAAAAAAAAAAUUACCUAAAAAGGCUGUUUUUAAAUGCAAUACCUUUCUGUAAAAUGGAGCAAUUUCUAUGAUGUGUGUUCAUUUUAGUGUAAACUGGCAUAGUUUACAACCUCAACAUUGUAACAU
Molecule: messenger RNA, 1173 nt
Organism: Neoarius graeffei (lesser salmon catfish)
Lineage: Eukaryota; Metazoa; Chordata; Actinopteri; Siluriformes; Ariidae
Gene: cdo1
Product: cysteine dioxygenase, type I
Exons: 5
Coding region: 44-649 (201 amino acids)
Biological process (GO): L-cysteine catabolic process
Molecular function (GO): ferrous iron binding; cysteine dioxygenase activity
Source: RefSeq, a predicted model, not a curated record